Messenger RNA from Filobasidium floriforme, 984 nucleotides. RefSeq names its product putative SUMO activating enzyme. Gene Ontology annotation, molecular function: SUMO activating enzyme activity. Bases 1 to 984 code for a protein of 327 amino acids. The transcript is spliced from 6 exons. Lineage: Eukaryota; Fungi; Basidiomycota; Tremellomycetes; Filobasidiales; Filobasidiaceae. Gene Ontology annotation, cellular component: SUMO activating enzyme complex; cytoplasm. The record is from RefSeq and is a predicted model, not a curated record. Gene Ontology annotation, biological process: protein sumoylation.
AUGCGCUCCUCGACGAUCCUCGUCCUCACCCUCCGUUCACUCGCCCAAGAGACCAUCAAGAACCUCGUCCUCUCCGGUGUCGGCAGGUUGAUCGUGAUGGACGACAAGGAGGUCACGGAGAUGGACUUGGGGGCGGGGUUGUUGUUCAGGGAAGAUGAGGGGGCGGUCGGUCAGAAGCGGGUCGAAGCGGCCCUCCCGCAGAUCCAAUCCCUAAACCCACUCGUCAAGAUCGACCCAAGACCUACCCUUUCGCCAUUUCAAGAGGGAGGAUCGGAGGAGGAGAUGGAUGCGUUCUUGAGGGAUGAAAAGGUGGAUCUUGUUUGCGCUACGGAUCUUACCAAGAAGGAGAUGAUCAAGCUCAACGAGGCGUGCAGGAGGACAGGCAAGUUGUUCUACGGAGCCGGAUCGUACGGGUUCAUAGGAUACAUCUUUGCGGACCUCGGACAGUCUUACGAAUGGGUCAUGGCCUCGGGAUCGGCCUCGGGCUCGGGGCAAGCGGGGAGCGCGAACGCGAACACGAAGAUGACCAAGAAAAAGGUCGACUGUCGGACCUUGUCCGAAGCGCUGAAGAGCAGUCCGUUUGAAGGGUUGACGAAGAAUCAGACGAAGGAGACUGUCCCGAGCGUUAUUCUUGGCGUGCAAGCGGUCUGGGAGUAUCAAGAGAGGCAUGCAGGGAAGUUGCCGCAGAGUGAAGAGGAGGACUUGGGAGAGCUCGUCGAGAUUGCGGAAUCGAUGAGGAAGGGGUUGAAGAUUAAUGAAAAGUUUAUGAAGGAAGCACCACGAGAGGUCCUCGCUCACCUAGCCAACGGCGCCUCUCACGAGUUCGCACCCACCGCGGCCAUCCUCGGCGGAUUGUUGGCUCAGGACAUCUUGAGAGCGUUGAGCAGAAAGGAGAAACCGGUGAUGAACUUUUUGGCGGUAGAUACGAUGGCGGGGACGGGGACGACGACGAGGUGGGGGAUGGGGGUCGAGCAGGAGGUGUAG